GGACAGGGAUGCGCGGGGCAGGGAUGCGCGGGGCAGGGAUGCGCCGCGCGGCGGAGAACAAACGCCGUCCCCGCACGGACGGCUUCGGAAAGUCCCAUUCGGAGGAUUGCGCUCGUUCCUUCCAUGUAUCAGCUUUGGGCGAAAUUGCCGCGAAGUUCUCAGGGUUUGGAGAGCUGUUUGGUCCCGCGGGCUCCUUAGAGCGAGGGGUGCCGGCUCUGAAGGGGAGCUGUGCCUGGCAGGGAUGCUGGACCAAGCCCUGACACCUCCAGUGCAGGGCUGUGAUCCCAGCUGUUGUGCCUCGUCAGCAGGGCUAAUCCGUAGCGCAGUGAGGGUUUAAACUCCGAGGGCUUGACUUGAGCCACGUCCUCUCCUUGGUCCCCUCUCCGCUCCCUCUGGGGCCGCCGGUCCGCACAAGCAGAGGGAGCCCUGCUGCCAAAGAAGACACACAGAGCACUAUGUCACUGGCAUCCUGGUUCAGGUGGAAUGAACCCCCACACCGCAUUUCCCAGAGGACUCCCACAGAAAUGGUGGUCGAGACGCUAAUGAUGGAGCUGAACUGGCAGACAAAGCAGGCAGAGAAGCAGCAGCGAGAACGGGAGAAUGAGUAUCGCAAGAUCAAGACUGGGGUGGACUACGGCUGGCUGGUCAGCUAUCCAAAGCAGAGUUAUGACAUUAGCCCAGGAGAACGGCUGCAGCUGGAGGAUAUGUGUUCCAAAAUACAUCCUUCCUACUGUGGGCCUGUCAUACUCAGAUUCCGGCAACUCAUCACUGAAUAUGAACCAGAAGUGCAGGAAGUAUCCCGGCUUUUCCGCUCAGUCCUCCAGGAAGCUGCUGAGAAGAUCAAAGAGGAAGAAGAAGCCAAGAAGCUUGCCAGGCAAUGGAACACAAAGAACAAAACCAGCCUCUCCUUAACAACAUUUAAAUCUCGGUCCAGGAUUUCCCCAUUCAUCAGUGACAUCAAGACCAUCUCUGAGGAUGUGGAAAGGGGCACCCAGCCCACCAGGAGGAUUUGGAGCAUGCCAGAAUUUCGGAAUGCCAAGGAUUACUGACUCUAUAUUGAACAAGGUUUUUAGACAGAAAUCUUUCAAAGUCCCAGUUAACCCUUUUUUAGCUCUACUUUCCUUGUUUGUUCCAAUUCUCUCUUCCUGCCCAUUUCUCUCUUGGAAGCUGUGUCCAUAGUAACUGCUAUUGAUGCCUGCGGGGUGUGACACAAUUUAUUACCAAACACGCUAGCCUUUCCUUUAAUUUAGUAGCUAUUCAGCAACCUUAAGGGCAAGGCUUACUUACUAUCUCAUUUUUAUUACUGCUUUCUUGUGGAAAAUGAAUUAGUUUUGUGAUGUCUGUCUUCUCCUUUCCCUCCAGCCUGGAUGUAGUUAUCUGUAAAAGCUUUUGGCUCAAGCUAGUGAGAGCUGCUGGCUGGACCAAUCUUGCUGAAAGCAAGACAGCCACUUAACGUGAGUAAGGCUUGCAGGAACAGGCCUGUGAAUUAAAGCUAGUAUCCAAUUUGGAACGGAACUUCCUUUUCCAGCUAAUAAUCUUCCUCACUGCUACAGGUAACCUCAGCACUGCUCCUGAUCAGCUUUUUGCUGACAGUUUAGCAAUCCCUCCUGAGUAGAAACAGACACAAACUUUUUGAGAUGUAUGAUCAAUAUUAUUCCACAGCGAGUAGUUAAUGCAUGCUCAGGUUUCUGGUGCAUUUUCUCUUUUAUGCAGGUAGAACCCCCCCGAACCUUGCACCUGCAGAUUAGAUAGAAAUGUAACAACCUGCUGUGUAGCUAUACAGCCAGAUACAUCAGUGCUGCGUCAAAUACGGUUUUUGGUCCUCAGUGCUUUGCAUUGCUGAGGUAAGGGUUCCACCCCACAUCCAGCACUAAGUCACUGAGGUGAAAAUAAUUUAUAACUUUUUUGUCAACAAGCAGAGGAAGGGUGAAGGGUCUCGGCAUGCAUUUGCAUGGCUCUUUGUACAGCUUGUAUAGCUGAGAUCAUUUUAACAAGCUGCUGCUGUGAGUGACUGAAGGGCUCUGGUAGAUGAAGGUUUGUUCUUUCGGUCUUCUUUCACGAGUGCUCAAAAGAAAGCUUUCCAGUAUCACAGGCUGCUGGACAGUGAGUUGAUACUACUACAAAACAAUCUUUAAUGCAAACUGGGUAGCUUGUAGACCAGCAUGGUUCUGCUGAGACCGAAGACACAGGAAAAGGCUGCUACCGAAAGGCUACUUGGACCCCAACUCAGCAUACGUAGGGAGAGUUCUCCCCAGCAAAGGAAAGAGAAUGGCAUGCUGUGAAAUUCAUGAGUCUUGUAGAGAAGCAAAGCGCUAGGAUGCUUUGUGGUGACCAGCAGGAGAUGGGGAAGGCAAAGAGGGAUUUCCCUGUAUGACUGUCAUUUGGGGAACCAUCCCAGUGGUAAAGCCUCCUGGAGGACCCUGCAGCUUUGUUGUUCUUUUGCCCAUUUCUGACUCUUUUCCCUGGGGGCCUUUGCAGCAGCAUGUGGGUACUACAGCCAAGAUAAAACCCUUUGAAGCUGUGCCAGCUCUGGGAAGAAUUCCAGUACAUGAAAUCUAUCCUAGAGUAGAAAUGUGCAGUUUCUUCCAGAGAUGGGGGAGGGCAGCACAAAACAAAGAUCAAGAUCAAAUCCAUAAAGAACUCUCUGAGACUGUGGGAUUCUGGCUCUUCCUCUCUGCCCUCUGGGCUACUAAAGGCUGAACACAAGGUCUUCUUACUAGCAACAUGCUGUAUUUUCUAGUCCCUUGGUAAACAGUGCUGUCACCAACCCUCCUAAGGACAGAAAGCAGAGCUCACUUUUAAUCAAAAACUCAGGGCUUCCAAUUACAGUUUGGGAUGGGCUGCUUGAACUCUAGGUCAAUAAGGGAGAGUUUAAAGCCUUUUGACAAUUGGCUUGGUGUUUUUCAGCUGUAUGUCCCUGUGAAGUGAUGUGAUUGUGUUUAUGAAGUAAAAACAAAGGCUUGACAUACUUAGUAUAGCCGUAGCUCUCUAGGAGAUGUGGGAUCUCGACUAAUGAAUCACCAUCAUUUGUGAGAAAACUCAUUUGGAAAGAAGUUAAACAUUCUUUUCUAUAUAUUUGCAAAAUACUGUACUGUACUGAACGCCAAGAUGAAUUCAUGAAUUUUGUGCUACAGCUCUGUAGUGAUUUUAUUUGCACUCACCUUCUAUUUUGACACCUCCAGUAUUGACUGUAUUGAUGCAAUAUUUGAUGGACUGGUGGGAGAGAUGGGACGUUCUGACACAUUGACACAAAGCUCUUUAUUACAGUGCAGUGUCUGUAAUACACUCGCUCCUUCUUCAGGAGAAUUGGAGUAACUAGCUUCCCUACCCCAGCGUACAAAGCCAAGGAAAUCACUUGAAGGGUGUUCACACUAUCACAGCAGCCUGUGAUCAUACCGUGUCCUUCAUUAACAACCUCCAUCCAGCAGAUACCAUUCUUGUUUAACAGCCAGCAAAAGCAGACAAACCUGACCUUUGGUCAAAGCCAUGCAUGUUAUGGAGGCCAGCCUGUGGCAGUGCCUGCGACAGCUGUUGUGCUUCAACUUACCUAUCAUUUCUAUUUCCACAAUAAAAUGUAAUCCAAACUUUUUAAACAGUAUCAUUCUCCGUGUACCUCUUCUGCAAGUUACAGUGGACUCACAGUAGCAUCUGAUGACAAAGGAAUAUUCAGAUACAAAGCAACGAAGUUUCUACUCUUACUACAUGCUACCUAGUACUCCUAAAGGUAUGGAAGUAGUACCAUGUUUGCCUGUAGUCAGCUGCUUGGAGAUGGACCUGUGACCUGCACCAGCAGGUACUGAAGCAGAGCUGGGGAGGUGGUUAGCGUGCACGACUGCUGCACUGUGCUUGUGCAUUCCUCUUUUUUUCUUAGGAAUGCUACUGAACCAUAUAUGAUCUUUUGGUCACAGCAUGCAGCAACAACUACCCACCCAUGUUUGUCUUGUCCUAAUUCCACAUUUUGUGUGGCUAAAUUAGCGUUUUAGUUAAAAUCAGGGGCAUGCAACUUCCAAUUCUGCCCAGCUAUUGCCCUACAACCCAUGGCAUUGGGCAGGAACACUGGGCAAACUAGAUUGCUUUUUGGAUGAAGCUAACCCAAAUAAUCCAUUGCAGCUGGCUCACAGACCAUAAAAAGCUGGACUAACACUGAAGUAAACCCUCAUGAAACUUGUAUGGUGUGAAUACCAGGUCCUCACCAACAACUGUCUGACUCUCUGGCUCUGGUCCUUCUGGGCUGUGCUACUUGCUCAUGUAGGAAACAACCCCACAUGACAGCCCUGGUGAGAGACUCCGAUCUGUUCUUAGUCUCUCCUGAGAGCUAAUCCCAUGCUUUAAUUCUUUAAGAAGAAUUAAAAGUGAAAUAGCAGAUCAUCAUUAUUACCAAACAAGUGAACUGAACAAGAACGAUUUUAAAUCCUAAAUCACUCUCUCAAACUGAGCAAGGAUUUUGAUAUCAGCCCAGAGUAUUGCUGUUGCCCCAUCGCUGACAAUGUUAUGCUGUCCAAAGGACAAUUACACCCAGGAAAAAGCAACCCUAGACUAACUAACAAGUAACAGCAAUAUCUCUGUAGCAGCUCAGCAGCACUGCUUAGCUUCAAGGUGCUAACACUCCUCAGUCGUUACUCACUGGACAGGCACUAUGCAGCACUGCUUCCAUGGCUUCUUCACAAGCGUGGCCCACAGGCUGUGGCAGCUGGCAAAGGCGUGCAGGAGGCAAGGUUCCUCACCCAUAUCAGCAUAGAGUUUAGACAGCUAUCAUGCCAUGGGGAUUUGGAGUAAGCUUUGCAGGAAAUACCUGUCUGCUUAGAUUGCACUGUUUAUACAUUUCACCAUGGAACCUCAGAGAAUUAAAGUAAAGCUGUGAAAUAUAAAACA
Cuculus canorus (common cuckoo) is the source of this 4872-nucleotide messenger RNA. RefSeq names its product RD3 regulator of GUCY2D (gene RD3). Bases 456 to 1049 code for a protein of 197 amino acids. NCBI's taxonomy places the organism in Eukaryota, Metazoa, Chordata, Aves, Cuculiformes, Cuculidae. The transcript has 3 exons. The record is from RefSeq and is a predicted model, not a curated record.